Sardina pilchardus (European sardine) is the source of this 2127-nucleotide messenger RNA. RefSeq names its product cyclic nucleotide gated channel subunit beta 3, tandem duplicate 1 (gene cngb3.1). Gene Ontology annotation, molecular function: protein-containing complex binding; intracellularly cGMP-activated cation channel activity; cGMP binding. The coding region runs from base 1 to 2127 and encodes 708 amino acids. Gene Ontology annotation, cellular component: photoreceptor outer segment; intracellular cyclic nucleotide activated cation channel complex; plasma membrane. The record is from RefSeq and is a predicted model, not a curated record. NCBI's taxonomy places the organism in Eukaryota, Metazoa, Chordata, Actinopteri, Clupeiformes, Clupeidae. Gene Ontology annotation, biological process: monoatomic cation transmembrane transport. The transcript is spliced from 17 exons.
AUGUUCAGCAAAUUCACCAAGAUUUUUAAGGCCCCCGUGGCCCCGGCGCCCUCGGAGACCCCAGCGCCGGCCCCUGCACCUGCCCCGCCAGCAAAGGUAACUCCUGCUCCUGCUCCUGCUCCAGCUCCUGCUCCUGCUCCAGAGCCGGCCAAGCCUGAGGGGGCCCCUGCGGCUGACGCCCCUGCUGCUGAAGGAGAGGGUGGAGAGAAGGAGCCAGAGAAGCCGCCACGGCCAAUCGUGAUAAACAAAUAUGCAGACGAUUGUCUUGUUGAUGUUGUGCGGCGCAUAAGGGAACGUACAGACAUGUACAAGGAAAAGGUCAUUGACCCCUAUGCCUCUUCACCAGAGCGCAGUCCACCUGUCACGCCUGUGUACCGGGUCUGCGACUGGCUUAAAAAGCAGGAAGCAGACAGGAUUGCAAAAGAGGAGGCCGAAAAGAAGAAAAAGGAGGAUGCAGAAAAGAAAGCAGCAGAGAAGAAAGAAAAGGAGGAGAAGGACAAAGAGAAAAAAGCACUAGAGAAGAAGGAGCAGGAGGAGAAGGAGGCACUGGAGCCCAAAAAGAGGCCUCCCUUAUCAAAGGUCUGCGGCGACCUCUGUGAUAAAGUAUUUGCGCCCCUUGAGGACAAAAUGGACUCAUAUGUGGGAACUACAAUCGACCCGUUUACAGAUCGCCGGUAUCUGAAAUGGCUAACUGUGGUGACGUUUGCCUAUAAUUACAACGUCUGGUUGGCUCCGGCUCGCUUGUGUUUUCCAUACCACACUCCGUUUUCAAUACCGUUCUGGAUCGUGUGUGAUGUGUUUUGUGACCUCAUUAACAUUGUCGAUAUUGUGAUUUUCCAGCAACGGAUUCAGUUUGUCAAAGGCGGCGAUAUUAUUAAAGAUCGGAAGAUGACUAAAGUCAACUACAGAGCAUCUCCACGCUUUAAGUCGGACAUGCUGAGUAUCAUUCCAUUCGACGUGCUCUGUGUCCAGUUUGGAUAUACAUCUCUGUUCCGAUUCAAUCGCUUUUUGAGGGUAGACUCUUUUAAUGAGUUCAGCGAUCGACUAGAGAGCGUAAUGACAAAAGCUUACAUCUGGAGAGUGGCCCGCACUAUCUGCUACCUGUUGUUCUUACUUCAUCUCAAUGGCUGCAUCUAUUACGUGGCCUCAGACUUCCUGGGGUUGGGAACGUCCAAGUGGGUCUAUGAUGGCAAAGGAAGCGCGUACCUGCGUUGCUAUUACUACGCCACUCGGACACUGAUCAACAUUGGUGGUCUGCCUGAGCCACAUUCUGUAUUUGAAAUCACUUUCCAAAUGGUGAACUUUUUCGUGGGCGUGUUCGUCUUCUCUAGUUUGAUUGGACAGAUGCGAGAUGUCAUCGGCGCUGCCACGGCUGGACAGACGUACUUCCGCGCCUCCAUGGACGGCUGCGUGGCAUACAUGAACACCAACCACAUUCCCAAACUCGUGCAGCAGAGAGUGCGCACCUGGUACAACUACACCUGGGACGCACAGGGCAUGCUGGAUGAAGGGGAAUUGUUGGAUCGGAUGCCCUUAGUCAUGAAAACAGCCAUUGCUGUGGAUAUCAACCUUGGCACCUUCCAGAAGAUCGCCCUCUUUCAGGGUUGUGAUAAUCAGAUGCUUGUGGACAUGUUGCUGCGGCUCAAGUCCAUUAUCUACCUGCCGUCAGACUUUGUGGUGAAGAAGGGAGAUAUCGGUAAGGAGAUGUACAUCAUCAAAUCAGGGGCUGUGCAGGUGGUAGGAGGUCCGGACAACUCUAUUGUCUUUGUGACACUGAAAGCAGGCUGUGUGUUUGGGGAGAUCAGUCUGCUGCAGUCAUCAGCUAAUGGAGGCAACCGCAGAACCGCAAAUGUAAAAGCCCACGGCUUCGCCAACCUCUUCGUGCUGGAAAAGAAAGAUCUGUUUGACAUCUUGGUCCACUAUCCAGAGUCCCAGAAAGUGCUGGCAAGAAAGGGCAGGAAUCUGAUGAAAGCCAAGGGCCCAGCUGCAGCCAAAGCAGAGGAGGACAAAAAGAAGGCCGUGACCUUGUUCGGACCCAAGCCACCCACCCCAAAGUUCAUCCGGGCUUUUGGCAAAGGGGGUUUUCUGGAGAAACUCAAGGCCGCAGCCGCAGCCGAGCAGAAGUGA